GUUCGUGUUCCAUUUAAAGUUGGUUUUCCGUUGAAAGCAAAGGAUGUUACUGUAGAAUUCGGUAAAGAAAAAUUGAAAGUUGGUCUGAAGGGACAUGAGCCGAUAAUCGAUGGUUCUCUGCACGCUGCUGUAAAGGUUGAAAGUGCAACUUGGGUUAUAGAAGAUCGGAAGGUUAUUGUGCUUAGUUUGGAAAAGAUGAAUGGCAUGGAAUGGUGGAAUCGGUUGAUGACAACGGACCCGGAAAUAAACACCAAAAAGGUGCAACCUGAAAACUCAAAGCUUUCUGAUUUGGAUGGUGAAACAAGACAAAUGGUUGAAAAGAUGAUGUAUGAUCAGAGGCAGAAGGAAUUGGGAUUACCAACAUCGGAAGAGAAGAAGAAACGAGAUUUAUUGAAAACGUUAGUUCUUUUUUUUUUCAAAGCACAUUAGAUACUUCCGAGUGUGCUACGCAGGAAAGCUAGCAUUUAGUGCUGAAAGAUAACAAAAGAUCCCGUGGAUCUUAUUUUCA
This is a messenger RNA of Loa loa (African eye worm), 508 nucleotides long. RefSeq lists its product as hypothetical. Gene Ontology annotation, biological process: protein folding. Gene Ontology annotation, cellular component: cytoplasm. The record is from RefSeq and is a predicted model, not a curated record. Lineage: Eukaryota; Metazoa; Nematoda; Chromadorea; Rhabditida; Onchocercidae. The transcript has 4 exons. The annotation marks the transcript as partial.